This is a messenger RNA of Ilex paraguariensis (yerba mate), 1064 nucleotides long. The record is from the annotation of a GenBank genome assembly. NCBI's taxonomy places the organism in Eukaryota, Viridiplantae, Streptophyta, Magnoliopsida, Aquifoliales, Aquifoliaceae.
GUCACAGUCUAUAUUGUCUCAAGUAGUUGGAUACACAACCUCUCAUCAAGUAUGAAAUGCACUUGAGAGAAGGUUUUCAUCUCAAUCUAGAUCUAACAUACUGCAGUUGAAGACAAAUCUUCAAACAAUCAUGAAAGGUAAAGAUUCUGUUGAUACUUAUGUUCAGAAGAUAAAAGUGGCUAGAGAUAAGCUAGCUGCUGUUUCUGUAUUUGUUGAAGAUGAGGACAUCCUCAUAUAUACACUAAAUGGACUUCCAACUGAAUUUGGGGCUUUUCGCACAACCAUAAGAACCAGAACUUAGUCAAUUUCACUAGAAGGCUUGCAUGUUCUUCUUAGGGCUGAAGAACUUUCAAUAGAGAAAGAUUCAAAGUCUACACAAGCUCAAUUUCUUCCUACUGCAAUGAAUGAUUCACAGAAUAAGUCUUCAAAUCAGUCUGGAAGAGGUAGAAAUUCGGGCUGCCCAGGAAACAACAGAGGACGUGGAUACAACAAUCGAGGAGGACAAUCCAAUCAAUAUGUCAGAAACAACUCUCAGAACUAUUAUAACCAGCAGUAUUCUCAGCAGAAUUAUUCUUCACAACCUUGUUGUGGUCAAACAUCAAACAACUCUUCUAUACGUCAUUCUUACUCUCAGACACCAUUGUUCUUUCAGAUCUGCAACAAAAGAGGUCACAUGGCUAUAGAAUGUUAUCAUCGCUUGGAUUAUGCAUAUCAAGGCCGUAAUCCUUCUCCUCAACUUUCUGGAAUGACUGCUUCAGCAGGAUCUCCAAUUCCAAAUCAGUGGCUUACUGAUACUGGAGCAUCUCAUCACAUCACUUCUGACUUAGCAAAUCUGCAGAUUCACAGUCCAUACUGUGGCGAGGAUAAGAUUUCAGUAGGCAAUGGACAGGAACUUAAAAUUAUUCAUUCAGGUCAAUCUAUUCUAAAUACUACUUCUCCUUUUAAACUUACCAAUAUUCUUUGAGUUCCAUCCAUUUCUACCAAUCUCUUAUCUGUUGAGCAGUUUUGUGCAGAUAACAACUGUGUUUUUCUUUUUGAUACUGAUUCCUUUGUGAUUCAUGACA